AUGGGACUGGCUGGGCCCAGUUGUGCAGGAGAGGAGAACUGGGUGGACAGCAGGACCAUCUACGUGGGACACAAGGAGCCGCCUCCGGGAGCAGAGGCCUACAUUCCACAGAGAUACCCUGACAACAGGAUCGUCUCCUCCAAGUACACGUUUUGGAACUUCAUACCCAAGAACUUAUUUGAACAAUUCAGAAGAAUAGCCAACUUUUACUUUCUCAUCAUAUUUCUGGUACAGCUGAUCAUCGAUACACCCACCAGUCCCGUGACAAGUGGACUCCCGCUGUUCUUUGUCAUCACUGUCACCGCCAUCAAACAGGGCUACGAGGACUGGCUCCGUCACAAGGCCGACAAUGCUAUGAACCAGUGUCCCGUGCACUUCAUCCAGCACGGCAAGCUCGUCCGCAAGCAGAGCCGGAAGCUGAGAGUUGGGGACAUCGUCAUGGUCAAGGAGGAUGAGACCUUUCCCUGUGACUUGAUCUUCCUCUCCAGCAACCGUGGAGAUGGGACCUGCCACGUCACCACUGCCAGCUUGGAUGGGGAGUCAAGCCAUAAAACACACUACGCGGUCCAGGACACCAAGGGCUUCCACACGGAGGAGGACGUCGAUCGCCUGCAUGCCACCAUCGAGUGUGAGCAGCCGCAGCCCGACCUGUAUAAGUUCGUGGGCCGCAUCAAUGUGUACAGCGAUCUGAACGACCCUGUGGUGAGGCCACUGGGAUCAGAAAACCUGCUUCUCCGAGGAGCCACGCUCAAGAACACUGAGAAGAUCUUUGGUGUGGCCAUCUACACAGGCAUGGAGACCAAGAUGGCCUUGAACUAUCAGUCGAAAUCCCAGAAGAGAUCUGCCGUGGAAAAGUCAAUGAAUGUGUUCCUCAUCGUCUACCUCUGCAUUCUGGUGAGCAAGGCGCUGGUCAACACUGUGCUCAAGUACGUGUGGCAGAGCGAGCCCUUCCGGGAUGAGCCCUGGUACAACCAGAAGACCGAGUCGGAGAGGCAGCGGAACCUGUUCCUCAGGGCCUUCACGGACUUCCUGGCCUUCAUGGUGCUCUUCAACUACAUCAUCCCCGUGUCCAUGUACGUCACCGUGGAGAUGCAGAAGUUCCUUGGAUCCUACUUCAUCAGCUGGGAUGAGGACAUGUUCGAUGAGGAGACAGGAGAGGGGCCUCUGGUCAACACGUCCGACUUGAACGAGGAGCUGGGUCAGGUGGAGUACAUCUUCACGGACAAGACGGGCACACUCACAGAGAACAACAUGGCAUUCAAGGAGUGCUGCAUCGAAGGUCAGGUCUACGUGCCCCACGUCAUCUGCAACGGGCAGGUCCUGCCUGACUCCUCUGGCAUCGACAUGAUUGACUCUUCCCCGGGCGUCAGUGGGAGGGAGCGGGAGGAGCUUUUUUUCCGGGCCCUCUGUCUCUGCCACACUGUGCAGGUGAAAGAUGACGACCAGGUGGACGGCCCCAGGAAGUCACCGGACUCAGGGAAGUCCUGCGUGUACAUAUCAUCCUCGCCUGACGAGGUGGCGCUGGUGGAAGGCAUCCAGAGGCUCGGCUUCACAUACCUGCGGCUGAAGGACAACUACAUGGAGAUUCUCAACAGGAACGAUGACAUCGAGAGGUUUGAAUUGCUGGAGAUUCUGAGUUUUGACUCUGUGAGAAGGAGAAUGAGUGUCAUCGUCAGAGCUGCCACAGGAGAAAUCUAUCUGUUUUGCAAAGGAGCGGAUUCUUCCAUAUUUCCCAGGGUGACAGAAGGCAGAGUGGACCAGAUCCGAGCCAGGGUGGAGCGCAAUGCAGUGGAGGGGCUCCGCACGCUGUGUGUGGCCUACAAGAGCAUGGCCCCCGAGGAGUACGAGGGCGCCUGCAGACUGCUGCAGGCCGCCAAGGUGGCCCUCCAGGACCGGGAGAAGAAGCUCGCAGAGGCCUACGAGCAGAUUGAGAGGGACCUCAUCCUGCUUGGUGCCACGGCCGUGGAGGACAGGCUCCAGGAGAAAGCAGCCGACACCAUCGAGGCGCUGCAGAAGGCGGGCAUCAAGGUCUGGGUGCUCACCGGGGACAAGAUGGAGACGGCUGCGGCCACCUGCUACGCCUGCAAGCUCUUCCGGAGGAACACGCAGCUGCUCGAGCUCACCACCAAGCGGAUCGAGGAGCAGAGUCUGCAUGACGUCCUGUUCGAGCUGAGCAAGACCGUCCUGCGCUGCAGCGGCAGCCUGACCAGGGACAACUUCUCAGGACUCUCAGCGGAUAUGCAGGACUACGGUUUAAUUAUUGAUGGCGCGGCGCUGUCAUUAAUCAUGAAGCCCCGAGAGGACGGAAGUUCCAGCAACUACCGAGAGCUCUUCCUGGAGAUCUGCCGGAACUGCAGUGCUGUGCUCUGCUGCCGGAUGGCGCCCUUGCAGAAAGCCCAGAUUGUUAAGUUGAUCAAAUUUUCAAAAGAGCACCCCAUCACCCUGGCCAUCGGUGAUGGCGCCAAUGACGUCAGCAUGAUCCUGGAGGCCCAUGUGGGCAUAGGGGUCAUUGGGAAGGAAGGCCGGCAGGCGGCGCGGAACAGCGACUACGCGAUACCCAAGUUCAAGCACUUGAAGAAGAUGCUUCUGGUCCACGGGCAUUUCUACUACAUCAGGAUCUCUGAGCUGGUGCAGUACUUCUUCUACAAGAACGUCUGCUUCAUUUUCCCCCAGUUUCUGUACCAGUUCUUCUGUGGGUUCUCACAACAGACCCUGUACGACACCGCGUACCUGACCCUCUACAACAUCAGCUUCACGUCCCUCCCGAUUCUGCUGUACAGCCUGAUGGAGCAGCACGUGGGCAUCGACGUGCUCAAGAGAGACCCUUCGCUAUACAGGGACAUCGCCAAGAACGCGCUGCUCCGCUGGAGGGUGUUCACCUACUGGACCUUCCUGGGGCUAUUUGAUGCGCUGGUGUUUUUCUUUGGUGCUUAUUUCAUGUUUGAAAACACAGUCGUGACCAGCGGUGGACAGAUGUUCGGGAACUGGACCUUUGGGACACUGGUGUUCACGGUCAUGGUGUUCACCGUCACGCUGAAGCUGGCUCUGGACACACACUACUGGACUUGGAUCAACCACUUUGUCAUCUGGGGGUCGCUGCUGUUCUACAUUGUCUUUUCCCUGCUCUGGGGAGGCAUCAUCUGGCCAUUCCUCAGUUAUCAGAGGAUGUACUACGUGUUCAUGCACAUGCUGUCCAGUGGGCCCGCCUGGCUGGGCAUCAUCCUGCUCAUCACCGUCAGCCUCCUCCCGGAUGUCCUCAAGAAAGUCCUGUGCAGGCAGCUGUGGCCGACAGCGACGGAAAGGACCCAGAGCUCACAGCCACAGGAGUCGGUGUCCAGACUCGUCCCUCUCUCCUCUCUGCAGAGCGCAGGUGCACAGAGCCCCAGGCCCUUGGCUGCCCUGGGCGACUUCUGCCUAGGAAGGCAGGCGGGGUGCGCCCGGGGGCGGGGCGCUGUGCCCCCCACGGGGCCUCUCCGGCAACUGCUGUGGAUCCAGCCUGAGGCGUGGGUGCUGGGGCCCGCUCAGAGCCCGUGCCACGGUGGACAGUGCCCAGGCCCAGCGCUGCAAGCUGUGCUCGCUAGUGCCUGUGCACUCGUGCACCUCUCCUGGUGCCCAAGGAGGCGAAGCCCUGGCCGCAGGCCACUCUCUGGGGCAAGCACACCACAGUCUUUCGUCCCCUGCCCAUGGCCUCCAGCUCCAGCUGGACUGUGAACGCAGACCUCGCCUCGGCCCCUCCUCUGCACUGCAGCUGCAGGCUGGCUUCACCCAGGCCUGUGUCAACCCCGUCACCAUCUCUGUGUCCUGUCACCUGAAGAGCCGUCCUCUAGUCUGUACCUCCAUGCCCAGCCCCCAUCCACAGCCGUCCAGCUCACACACGCCACCCUCGGCACCAGGCCCCUCUGCGCUUCCCCCCUGCUGCUGCAGGCUGGACGCCCCGCCUGACCCCGAGGGCGUGUCCACCUCCCGGCCCUGCGGCCUGGCCCGGCCGGUUGCCCACUACCUUAAGAAGCAGUUGUUCCUGACUACAUCUGAGUCUCCUGAGGAGGGAGCUUGGCAGGGAUCCAGGUCCCCUCUCCUGUCACCAGCUGCCCUUGGAGGAGGACAUUGUCAUGGCGUGAGCCUGCGUGGUGUGCGCCCCUGGCUGCCACACACCCACGUGGGAGUUGCCAGUUCGCCUUCCUGGAAGGGGGUUCCGGGGUGCUGGGGAAAGGUGGUGGUCCGGGGCAGGGCAGGGAGAGGUCUGGCUGGCGGUCAGACACCCACCCCUGCCGUUUGUACCGAGGUGUGGUCCUCCGAAGCCUGUCCUAGCCAGUCAGUCCCAGCGGGCAUGCUGCUUAGCAGCCCCUCCACGCCUCCCCAGGUGGCUCCUGCUGUCCUUCGCAGCCCUCCUGCCUGGGAACCUGGCCAAGGUGUGUGUUGGAGGGGACAGGCGAUGGGGGCUCUGUGUUACGGAGCUCCUGCUACCUGGGCUGUGGUCUGUUUCUGGGAGACUCUACCUGAUGGCCUUGGUGGACCUGUCUUAGAGGAGACACUUGGAGGCUGGAGCCUCAGCCUGAGGGAGGAAGGCCAGUGCCCUCCAUGCAGUGGCCCAUAACGGGGACAUGCUGUUCCCCAGCUGCUCGAGAGCAGAGGUCUGGGGAGUGCCGGUUCCCAGGCAGUGUGAGGUCUCACCUGCUCAACCCUUAGUCUCACAGCAGUGGCCCCACCAUGGGUAGGUCAGAGCAGGACACUGUACCAAAGAGGGGUGGCCUCCCCGGCUGAGGACAGAGGACGUCGUGCCCCCCAGCCCCUUGCCGCUGGCCUGCUCUCGCCCCAGUCACUUCCGUGUCACCCCUGUGGCAGCCAACCGUGGCUAGGGCCCACACUAACCUGCAGACAGUGGUGUGUGCCCGUCGCAGCCCUUCUGAAGAGCCCAGGAGGGUCUGGACGUGACACCUGCAGGGCACAGGCUCGCCGAACGAUUAUCAACAAAUUGUUUGUAUCGUAUUUUUUUAGAGAUCUUGAAGUUGCCUUUGCGCUGAACUAUUUUCAUAGCUCUUUAUAUCUCUUUUAUCCUUUGUUAACAUAUCUGACUUUUAAAGUAUGUUUUUAGAGCUUUAAUGCCUAAGUUCGUGGAAUCGUGGCCACUUUAUGUUUCUGUUCUGGUGAGAAUUCCACUGUAUGUUCCAAUUUCUGAUGACUGUGAAUCUCUGGAUCAGAUUUGGUUCUCCAUGUCUCUGUUUCCUGGUGUUUCUGGGGCAGCAGUGAGUUCGGGGGCAUGUGAAGGUCACGAUGAUUUGCUCUUCUUUGUCCUCACGGUUCUCUGCAAUGUCGUCUGCUUUCCGUUUUGUUUUGUUGUUAAUUUCCAUCCCUCAGCCUUAAAAAUAGGAGAUUCCUGCUUGAGGGUUUGGUCGGCUCGACCCUGUUCUGCCUGAGUGGAGCCUCGGGUCUGGGUGUGAGACCCUCGCAGCGUCGUCUUACUCCCGGGAGGUUACUAAAGGGAUGUGUCUAGUGAUGGAAACAGGCACAGGCUGAAACGGAGGAGGAGACCCACGAAGGGGCCCUGCGCUCGGCUCCGUUUCCCGCCACAGUAACUUUAAAGCAGGAACGCCAGCAGUGAGCAUUUUUCGUAGCUUUGAAAAUCUCCUGCCAUGUGAAGGAAGGAAUCAUCACCUGUGAGGAUGACCGGUCAUGCACACCCCGUCUGCACACAGCACGUCAGCUCCUGCCAGCCGUCUGGCGACGCGCAUUCUCUCCCGUCCCAUGCCUAUGUGUGAGCUCACACGUGUGUGUGCACACCCACACUGCUCUCUCGUCCUGGGCACCCUGCCCCCUUCUGAGGCUCCCAUGAGGGGCUGUGGCCUGGCUGGGAAGACGAGCUCUCACGUGCGCACAGCUCACUCUGCAAAAAUGAGGCUGCCCUGCAGGUACACGGGCCUGCGGACGACUCCCCGCCUGGACUAGGAUGCAGUCGCCUCCCAGGGAGGUCCAGCCCCAAGUCACGGUGGAGCAACAGGGCCCAGGUCCACGGGAACUGCACACACGCCCCUGUGCUUCUGAGCACACCAGCGCCUUCUUCCACAAAGUCCCGCCCACCCAUUCCGAGCACAAGCAGACCAAAGGCCAUGCCCAGGACACCUACGCUGGCCAGGAGGCCUGGAUGCUGAACUGGAAAGAGUGGACCCUGGGCACCCACGGCAGGUGCUCUCAGUGGGCCUCUGAGCAUUUUGCAGCUUUGCCUGGAGAACUCCGGGGUGGGGGUGAGGGAGCUGCUCCAGUUGCCAAGCACCAGCCAGCGUCGGGUCCAGAGGAAGCGCGCCCCUGGGUCCUGGAACCGCCAGGUCCGUGUGCUCUGCACCGGCCGGCACUGAACUAACAACCACUCUUGUUCCACCUCGAUGUUAUUUAUUGACAACACAGUAUAACUACAGGUCCUCGCGUUCUACAUUUCUUUUGGAGAUUGCCCAUUUGUUACUUUAAAAACAGGAAAAAUAUCAGUUGGCGAAUGCAAUCUUUUUUUUUUUUUAACCAGAGGCAGGUGAGUGGGAAUGAAACUCAUUCUAAUGCUGUGUAAACAAAGCUUUAAUGAAGGUAUGUUGGAAGUAUUAUGAAAGUGAUUCUACUUUUGCAGAAAAAUCUUAAGAUCAAUUUAUAUAGCUUUAUUUUUUACUUUAUCAGGAUACUCAGAAUUUUAAUAUGCCUAUAUUGUCUCUGACUUAAAAUAACAUGUCUGCAUUACCAUUUAAAAUGCCCAUUCACUAUGUAAUGUAAUAAGAGAGAAUCUUCAAAAAUGUAUUUAAUGUGAACGGUAUCUAUAGCUGUCAUCAUCAUAAACACUGGAAUUUAUUUUUUAAAUUAUCAAAUGUGGUAGGUACAUUUAACAUAUAUCAUCCUCCAAACAGUAACAUUCAGCUGAUAAUUCGUUAACUUGCUUUGAAAAAUUAAAUUGUGAUUUAAACCAAAUCAGACAUUUCUGUAAAGUUUAUUUUGUAUGCUACUGUUUUUAACUUUUAUUUCUGUAGCAAAAGUACAACUUGAUGAUCUUAAUUAUAUUGGAUUUUUCUGUAGAUUAUCCAAGCAGAAGACAUGAAUUUGCUCACAAUAAAUACCAAAAAAAUCUGCUUCCAUCUCCUUACAAAUA
Marmota flaviventris (yellow-bellied marmot) is the source of this 7120-nucleotide messenger RNA. NCBI's taxonomy places the organism in Eukaryota, Metazoa, Chordata, Mammalia, Rodentia, Sciuridae. The record is from RefSeq and is a predicted model, not a curated record.